Molecule: messenger RNA, 1769 nt
Organism: Topomyia yanbarensis
Lineage: Eukaryota; Metazoa; Arthropoda; Insecta; Diptera; Culicidae
Product: RNA-binding protein cabeza-like
Exons: 8
Coding region: 146-1345 (399 amino acids)
Biological process (GO): regulation of DNA-templated transcription
Cellular component (GO): nucleus
Molecular function (GO): RNA binding; transcription coregulator activity
Source: RefSeq, a predicted model, not a curated record
UCCGCGUUUUUCUUCAUCUCGAGGAGGACGCGUGUGAUUUUUCAAGUCAAAAGUUGCUGAGAAAAAAGAUUAAAAAAGUGUUUUAAGUUCGCAAUUUCUUGCUCAAAGCGUGCAUUUACUUGCCUAGUACGGGAAACUAGAGGAAAUGGCAGAUCAAUAUUCCUCUUACGGCCAGCAGGAUUUCGGUGGCCAAAUGCAGUUUUCCGUUCCUCCGCCUGCGAUGCCGCAGACUAAUUUCAACCAGCCACCACCAAUAGGCGGUGGAGGUGGUGGUGGUUACGGUGGUAGUGCCGGUGCAUAUGGUGGACAAAGCGCGGCACCCGGUGGAUAUGGGGCGCAAAAUGAUUAUAAAUCAAAUAAUCGUGACGGCGGUUAUGGCGGUGGAAGCCGCGGUGGUUACGGCAGUGGCGGCCAGCAAGGCGGAGCCCGUGGAGGUGGUAAUAAUCAAUCCGGAGGCUACAGCAGUGGCGCCGGCAACAAGGGUGGUUAUAAUAGCAAAGGAGCCGGAGAGGGUGAAAUGGUGACUCAGGAGGACACAAUUUUCAUCCAGGGCAUGACAGUGGAGACGACUGAAGAAGAAAUUGCCGAGUUCUUCGGUGCAAUCGGUGUCAUUAAGAAAGAUAAACGCACUAUGAAGCCGAAAAUUUGGAUGUACAAGGACAAGGAAACGGGUCGAAUGAAGGGCGAAGCUACCGUCACCUACGAGGAUUCGAAUGCUGCCCAGUCCGCAAUUCAAUGGUUCGACAGUAAAGAUUUCAAUGGAGCCAUCGUGAAAGUGUCAUUGGCGACGCGCUAUAACAAUUGGCAGUCUAGAGGUGCUGGUGGACGUGGUGGUGGUGGUGGUGGUGGAGGUGGAUUCAACCGAGGCGGUGGCGGUUUCGGAGGCAACCGCGGUGGUGGUGGCGAUCGCGGAGGUGGUUACGGCGGUGGUGAUCGCGAUGGAGAUCGUGGAGGUUCCCGCGGGGGUUCAAGCAUGGGUGGAGGCGGUGGUCGCUUCGGAGGUGGUGGUGGUGGUGGCGGUGGAGGCGGUGGAGGCGGUGGUGGUCAGGAACGAGAUGGAGAUUGGGCAUGUGGAGAGUGUAGCAAUAAGAACUUUGCAUGGCGCAACGAGUGCAAUCGAUGCAAAGCACCCAAAGGCGAUAGUGCUGGUUCGGGCGGUGGUGGUGGGGGUGGCUUUGGCGGCCGGGGUAGCGGUCGAGGCGGGUUUGGCGGAGGUGGUCAACGCAAUAGCGGCGGCGGUGAUCGUGGUGGUUUUGGCGGUCGUGGUGGCUCCCGAGGCGGUGGCGGUGGUGCUAUGCGUGGAAACGACAGGAACCGCGGAGACCAGCGAUCGAGACCCUAUUAAGAUGUCUGCAAUGUAAACUAAGCCCAUUUAAACUGAAUUAAUUUUUUUUAAACUACCUUCUGUCUGUAUCAUCACUCACUUCCAAUCAACAGAACACAAGUAAGAUUGAUUUUGAUUCAAAACUUCGAGGUUUGAGAAUCUAUCACUAAAACACUUGACGACGGAAUGAACAUUCGGUUAACCACCGGCGUAACCAUAACGUCCGGACGCAUCUACUGAAGCUGUAGCGAUACGUGAACUUAGUGUAGGACUUUUAGCUCGUAAGGUGUAUGUAAUGUAAUCCUCUCAUUACAAUCAGCAUUAGAAAAUUAGUCGCGUAGGACUCAAUUAUUCAGAGACCUGUACGAAUCUGCUUGUCGUAACAGUAAUAUAGAUCGCAAAUGAAAAAUACACUGCAUAAAUAAAAAUUCUCUGCGACAAAUUA